Messenger RNA from Chelonia mydas (Green sea turtle), 3316 nucleotides. RefSeq names its product heat shock protein family B (small) member 7 (gene HSPB7). The transcript has 3 exons. NCBI's taxonomy places the organism in Eukaryota, Metazoa, Chordata, Testudines, Cheloniidae. Gene Ontology annotation, biological process: heart development. Gene Ontology annotation, cellular component: cytoplasm; nucleus. The record is from RefSeq and is a predicted model, not a curated record. The coding region runs from base 446 to 928 and encodes 160 amino acids.
CACACACUUCCUUUUUUUGGGCCAUCAGCCCACAGCAGCCUGGUGCUGCCAGGAGCCAGCGAGAGCUGCAUUAUCCAGGCGGGCUGGAAUGCCAGCAAUGAGAUCAGAUUCCUCCCCACUGUUUGUUUGGAGCUCUGGCGGAGGGGAAAGUUUCCACGGCCGUCCAAGUGAUGCAGAAGCACCUAAAUUUAGCCUGAUUUCAAGAGGGCUGGAAGGCAGCCUAGAACCUAAAGGGGCUUUAUAAGCCCAUCAGCUGCCUCUGAACUGUGCUGGCUCCAUCCACCUAGCCUGCUAUAAAGGGGACAGUGGCAGGGACACCCAGAACAAGCUCGAUUCCCAUUUUCAUCCAGGAGAAGAGAAGAGGAUUUCCCCCCCCCCCGCUACCUGUGGUUGGCUGACUGGUGGGUUGUUUCUCCCCCCGCCCUCCACAAGGCUCUGGAGGUGAAUGAGCUUGAAAUCUUCCCCUGCCUUCCGCUCGGAGCGCAGUUUCCACCAGAGCUCCUCACCCACCCCAGCCCGGGAUCAGCACAUGGAGAAAGCCCGCGGGCUGUUCGGCGACGACUUCGGGAACUUCAUGAGGCCGCGCAACGAGCCCCUGGUGUUCCCAGCCCGGCCAGGCAACAUGGGGAACAUUAAAACCCUGGGGGACACCUACCAGUUUGCUGUGGACGUCAGCGACUUCUCCCCCGAGGACAUCAUUGUCACCACCUCCAACAACCAGAUCGAGGUCCACGCCGAGAAGCUAGCCGCGGAUGGGACCGUCAUGAACACCUUCACCCAUAAGUGCCAGCUGCCUGAAGACGUGAACCCCACGUCCGUCACCUCGGCCCUGGGUGUGGAUGGCACCCUCACCGUCAAAGCCAGGCGGCACCCAGCCAAACACACAGAGCAUGUCCAGCAGACCUUCCGGACUGAAAUCAAAAUCUGAGUGGCUGGCGCCGGGGGGGUGAGGCGGGGCAAGGGGAAGCAGCUGGCCUGAGAUGCCCUAGAAACGACUCUUUAAAGAGCAGCUGGGGCUUCUUUCAACGCUUCAACAAAAGCAAGGGACAUUGGGCCAAAUUCUGCUCACAGUUACACCAGCAUAGGGGCAAAGUCCUGGUCCCACUGAAGUCAUUGGGGGCCAGAUCCUGAGCUGCUGUCCAGCGGUAUGACCCCAUUGACUUAAUUUGAUUGCAGUGAAGUCCAGGGAGCUAUACAGAUUUCCACCAGCUCAGGAGCUGGCCCUGCGAGUUUUGCUGUUGACUUCCAAUUGGCCCCUAUGCCUGACUUUGAUGAGAGAAUGAUUUAGCCCUGGCACCACUUAGGAGUUUUGCCACGAACUUCAGAGAGAGCAGGAUUUGGCCCUGGCUCCUCUGGAUUUACCCCAGCGUAACUGAGAUCAGGAUCUGGCCCAAUGGGCUUGUGCUGACGCAACUGGGAGGAACGUUUAGCCCCCAGUGUGUAACCUGGAACUCUUGUCCCAAUGGGAAACAAAUUCCUCCCAGGCUAGUAGGUGUAGCAGGUUGUCCCACCCUAGGAAAGUAGGCAGUGAGGUCCUCAACUGACCAAAGGCCUAGCCCUCGGGAGGUUCAAAUAACAAUUUCUGUAUAGGGAGAUCCAGGCAGACCGUUUUGGGCUAACAUUUUAUUCAUUUAUAAGACGAAAUUCACUGGGCCUGAUUCUUCUCUGACCCUGGUUUUACACCGCUGUAGCCCCACUGAAUGGAGUUACUCCUGAUCUACACCGGUGUGAGAGGAGACUCGAGAGCACUGACUUCAGCGGAGCUUGCACCAGGGAUGGAUUGGGUCUAAUGAGAAGAACUCGCCAGUUUCAUCCCUCGGACUGAGCUCUACCUGAGAGAGAUGGGAGCAGAAGUGUUUCUGUGCAUAAGAUUUCUCCGCGUUUCCCAGGAGACAUCAGCGGCUCUGUAAGCGGAAAUCCACUGGGAGGGGUGAUAAGAAGGAAGUCCCAGAGCAGCAGAGCUGUGCAGCAGGGCAUGGGGGGAGAAGGGGAGAAGGAAAUUACAUGACAUCAGCAUCGGGCUGUGUCGCUCCCCCUCCUGUUCGGUUUGUACGACACAAGAUAAGACCAGACAACAUUGAGUCCCUGGCAGAGUUUUAGACACAGGAUCACCACAUUCAUCUCUGGUGUAAACCAGUGGAACUCCCUUGGGAAUCAAUGUGUUUGGCCCUGGAGGGUCUUUCGUAGAACUAUUACAAUUCACCUCCGCACACAGAUUUUGCCCAGUGAGAAAGUCAGAGCUUGUGGAUAAGAGCUAAAUAGCUGGUGGGACUCUUGAUGAACAAAGGCGUUGGUCGUUCCUGGGGCAGUGCUCCCUCUGGUGGGGAGGGGGAAAGACCUACUCGAGCAUUUGUGUAGCAUAGAGGGGGGGGGGUCCCCAACUGUACCCUCAGAUCCAAACACUCCUGAACUCUGGCGAUGCUCAAAUCCAAGUCUGAAGUCUGGGUCAGUCCCAACUCUUAUAGAGAAUUUUACACACACCACCCAAGCCUCACUACAGCCCUGAGAGUUCAGUAAGUAGCACUGUGAUCAGGUGCCAGGCUUUAAGACCCUGCAUUUAAGAUGCACAGAGCUAUUUUGCUGACUCACCAUGGCAGCCAGAACAGGUGGGUCUCAUUAGAUACAGUUCAGGAGUAUAAAGAGCUCCAAGAAAACUAGAUGCAGGAGGGAAUCUGUAGGAACAGCUUGAGAGGGAGUCCAAGUUAUGAUUUAUUUAUAUUUGUAAGUACAAGUCCUGCCUCAGGAAUUGAGGGGCAAAUCCCAGGAGGGUGAGUCUGACCAGAACCAGUAGUGUGAGUGCUGGGAGGGGAUCGUCCCUGUUUAUACAGCCAUUAAUCCCAUUCCUCAAGGCACAAGAGUCAGAGCUGGGAACAGAACCUAGGAGCACCAGACAGCACCCCCUGUGCCCAGCAAUGGGCUCAGGGUAACCGAAGGAGUCCAACAUUGAGCACGUGUACAGAGGGCGGAGAAGAGAGAGGGGCAGGGACAGACACACGGAAGGAGACACAAUUUGGCAGAGUCUAGGUUUGACAGCUCUAAAUCCAGUUGGAGCCAGGUCCCCACGCAAAGGGCCAGGAGGGCUGGAGGAGCCCACAAGAUCAGCCUAGCCUUGGCAACUCUUCCUCCCAGUGGGCGUGUGUCAAGCGUGAUCCAUACAUGCACUGAAUAAAGGGAGGGAGCCAAUCACACAUGGCUACACCUGCCAUGGGGGCAUUCGGGGUGGGGGGGGGGAGGCUGCAUUUCCCAUUGACCCUACGCUGGAGUUAUUCUGUAUAUAGAUUGGUUUGGUUUGUUAUAAAUGAUUGGUAACUCCUGA